AUGCACUGUCCUCGCAGGAGGAGAUCAGGGUUCGAGCAGGAAGCGACGGACGUCGAUUACCUCGACGUGGUCAUGUGCUGGAAAGGCAUAUCAACUGCCCAAGCUGUCGAGCUCACGAUAUGGGAGCGCGUCUUUGAGCAAUGUCUGGUCCCACAAUUCGAGAGUCACAUGAGGCGAAACAUUGUUGCUGAACUUGGCGCAUUACGAGCCUACGUCGACGCUGGAUCACCUACUGUGCAUGCUUCUAUGCUGACCAACGUUGCAGAUCAUAUUGCCGAGGACGAGCUCUGGCCUUGCUUGAAACAGAUCAUGCCCGCCAAGCACAAGCGUCUUGUUCCAAUUGAUCUUCCUAAACUCAUCCACAACAUGAUCGACGCUUUCUACGAUGAUUUUCGGGCCGUCCCUACAAAUACCAGAUGGUCGUUCAGGUCUGGCGACCUACCAAACUUCGUGUAUAAUUACAUCAUGACGCAGGAUUACCUGCUCCGCUUCUCAGACGGGCUAUACAUAUCGGUCGAUGUCGAUAUUGCCUGGGAAACAAUGCCUGUGCUCAUGAUCUACGCCGCGGUCGUCUCGCAGCCACCCAAUAUCAAGCUCUGGCGUAUGCCCUUUGGCCCGAAAGACCGGAACGCCUUUGUUCUCUACUUUGAACGCAUCUUUAGCGAAUCAGGAUCUUCAAGCUACGAACACUUCCCCGAGGAUGUUGUCUGCGAAGUGAAGAGAUACAAAACGAAGGUACAAUACCCAUGA
Molecule: messenger RNA, 750 nt
Organism: Alternaria infectoria
Lineage: Eukaryota; Fungi; Ascomycota; Dothideomycetes; Pleosporales; Pleosporaceae
Exons: 3
Coding region: 1-750 (249 amino acids)
Source: RefSeq, a predicted model, not a curated record